Molecule: messenger RNA, 1460 nt
Organism: Pelodiscus sinensis (Chinese soft-shelled turtle)
Lineage: Eukaryota; Metazoa; Chordata; Testudines; Trionychidae
Source: RefSeq, a predicted model, not a curated record
CUGGCUGCGCCUACACUGAAAGGUGCCGAGAAAGUCAUCCCUCCAGGAUAUCUUUGCUUCGCUUCCCCCGACUGAACCUGCUGGAAGAGGUGGGGAGCAGGAGAAAGAGAAGCAUCUGCCUCGGUGGCGGCAGUCUGGAAAGUCCACACAACACUUUUUGCCUGCCCCCAGGACUCCCAGGAGAAGAAGGAAGGAAGCUGAAAGUGUUCUCCGUUUUUCCACCCUUGCGAUCGCUUUCGGCCGCCGGGUGGAGGGCUGCAUCCUGCCUCAUUCGGGUUGUCUCGCCUUCCUCGGCCGAGGUCAUGAUGGUGCAUUGUGCAGGCUGCGAGAGGCCCAUUUUGGACAGGUUUCUGCUGAACGUGUUGGACAGGGCCUGGCACAUUAAGUGUGUCCAGUGCUGCGAAUGCAAGUGCAACCUGACGGAGAAAUGCUUCUCAAGGGAAGGCAAGCUUUACUGCAAAAACGACUUUUUCAGGAGGUUCGGUACCAAAUGCGCAGGCUGUUCCCAAGGCAUCUCUCCGAGCGACCUCGUCCGCAAAGCCCGAAGCAAAGUCUUUCACCUGAACUGUUUCACCUGCAUGGUUUGCAACAAGCAGCUGUCCACAGGCGAGGAAUUGUAUAUUAUAGACGAAAACAAAUUUGUUUGCAAAGAAGACUAUUUGAACUCGCCCAGCUUAAAGGAAGGCAGCCUCAACUCAGUGUCCUCCUGUACAGACAGAAGUUUGUCCCCGGAUCUCCAGGAUCCCAUGCAGGAUGAUACAAAGGAAACGGACAACUCCACCUCCUCGGACAAAGAGACCACCAACAACGAAAACGAGGAACAGAACUCGGGCACCAAGAGAAGAGGACCUCGGACUACAAUUAAAGCCAAGCAGCUGGAGACUCUCAAGGCUGCUUUUGCUGCUACCCCCAAACCUACCAGGCAUAUCCGGGAACAGCUGGCACAGGAGACAGGGCUCAACAUGCGAGUGAUCCAGGUUUGGUUCCAGAAUAGAAGGUCCAAGGAGAGGAGAAUGAAACAGCUGAGCGCACUGGGGGCCAGGAGGCAUGCCUUCUUCAGGAGUCCUCGGCGCAUGCGCCCUCUGGGAGGCAGGCUGGAUGAAUCUGAAAUGUUGGGUUCUACCCCUUACACUUAUUAUGGAGAUUACCAGGGAGACUACUAUGGGCCAGGCGGGAACUACGAUUUUUUCCCCCACGGGCCACCCUCGCAAGCCCAGUCCCCCGCAGACUCCAGCUACCUGCCCCCCUCAGGGCCCGGCUCCACGCCCUUGGGGCCCCUGGAGCCCCCGCUCCCGGGACACCACGCCUCCGAAAACCAAAGGUACACGGAUAUGAUCUCUCACCCCGACACCCCGAGCCCUGAGCCGGGGCUGCCCGGCUCGCUACACCUACCAAGGAGACUACUACGGGCCAGCCUUCUACCUGAACCAGAUUCUCCUGACUCCUAUAUUGUGGCAUAG